AUGGAGGAUAUCUUUAGUAACCCGGUCAUGGGCCCUUUGGAAAGCUUAGACCAUUUGAUCUCUGACCAUCUCUCUCCUUUGGAACAAGCAGAGCUUGAGGUCACCCCUAGCCAAGAUGAGAUUAGAAAAACAUUGUUCGCUAUGGGUCCCAUGAAGGCGCCGGGCCCUGAUGGUAUGUCUGUCCUUUUCUUCAAGCACUACUGGAAUGUUGUGGGAAAAGACUUUUGUGAUGCAGUGGAUGACUUUUUCCAGACGGGAAAUUUACACAAAGGGUUUAAUGUUACUAAUGUAACCCUCAUCCCUAAGUUGGUAAACCCUAAAUUGGUGUCCCAAUUUAGGCCAAUUUCCCUGUGCAAUGUUAUCUAUAAGGUAAUCUCCAAAAUUAUUGCGAACAGAAUUAAACCUGUGCUCCCGAGAUUGAUUUGCCCUACCCAAGCAGCGUUUGUUCCGGGAAGGAGUAUACAGGAUAAUAAUGUUUUAAUCCAAGAGAUUAUCCAUUCCUUUAAGAGAAAGAAAGGAAAAGAGGGUUUUUUUGCGAUUAAAAUUGACCUGGUAAAAGCUUAUGACAAGUUAAGCUGGUCUUUUGUUGAUCAUGUGCUUUCAAGCUUCAAAGCCCCUGAGAAGUUCCGUAUGUGGAUCCGUCAGUGCAUCACUACGACUUCUUUCAAUCUACUCCUCAAUGGUAGAAAGAUUAGUAGUUUUGUCCCAGAGUGUGGAAUACGACAAGGAGACCCCCUGUCUCCUUACAUUUUUAUUUGGGCAGCUGAUAUUCUUUCUCGACUUCUCCAGAAGGCCCUGAAUGAUGGAAUUAUUAAAGGUAUCAAGUUGAGCAGAGAAGGACCAAGAUUGUCUCAUCUGUUCUUUGCGGACGAUCUAAUUUUGGUGGGAAGGGCGAGUUUAGAUGAAGCUAGAAAGAUGUGGCAGUGUUUGGAAAAAUUUUGUGAUUGGUCUGGACAAAGAAUAAAUAAGCUCAAAACAUCCAUCUUCUUCAGCGGUAACACGAGCAACGGAAUGAAAAGGGCGAUCAAGCAGACACUGGGACUGAAGUGUGCAGUGGGUAAUAUCAAUUAUCUGGGCCUUCCGUUGUUUAGAACUCGCCAAAAAGAUGCUGACUUCAAUUUUAUUCUUGAUAACCUGGUUAAGAAAUUGCAUGGGUGGAAGUUGAAAUCGUUAUCUAAGGCAGGUCGUGCUACUUUGAUCAAAUCAGUAGGGCUUGCCUUACCUGUUUAUACUAUGCAGACGACCAAGCUUUCGAAAAAACUUGCCUUGCGAAUUGAUGGGAUGGUUAGAGAUUUUUGGUGGGGUCAUGAGCAAGGAAAUCGAGGUAUCUGCCUUAAAGCACAGGAUCGAUUAUGCCUUCCGAAAUCUCAUGGUGGCCUAGGGUUUAGGAAAACCGUAGAGAUGAACCAAGCCCUUUUGGCCAAAUGGGGAUGGGAUCUCCUCACUGAGAAUCAGUCCCUUUGUUGUCAGGUCCUAAGUGCAAAAUAUAUGAGGGGCAGAAAGUUUUUUGAUUGUACAAUUAGGAGUUCUGACUCCUGGUUCUGGAGAAAUGUUGUGCGUACAAAAGAAAUCUUGAAAAAGGGGGCUUGUAAACUAAUUGCGGAUGGGAGAGAUACUAGCAUUUGGAACGACCCUUGGAUCACCCAUGGGUGUACUUUAUUCCCGAAACCCAAUCAUAAUCCCCGAGGAGAGCCUGAAUUUGUGGCUGAACUACUUUUACCCGAUGGGAACUGGGACACCGUAAAGCUCGAUGAUCUCUUUGACAGGGAAACUGUUGGUAGUAUCUUAAAGGGUGGAAAACCAAAUUGUCAGGGUAAGGAUAGAUGGGUUUGGACAAGAGAUCCUAAGGGAGUGUUUUCAACUAAGUCUGCCUACCUCAUCCAAGCCUUGGGGAGAGCUCCUUUAGGGAAUGUAGCUCCGGCUAUGUGGAACAAACUGUGGAACUCUAAAAUUCUGGAACGUCAUAAAGUCCUUUGGUGGAGCAUCCUUUCUAAUGCUCUCCCCCUGAGGGCCCUACUUGCUAAGAGAAUGAAUAUUGAUGAGACUUCCUGCCCCAUUUGUGGGGUCGGGGAUGAGACUAUGGAACACCUAUUUCUCUACUGCAACUUUGCAUCCCACCUAUGGCGGGUCUCCCCGUGGGGUGUUAUGCCGGUUUUAGACUCUGGAGCCCGUAUGUGGGAUUGGGUUAGCUUUCUCUGGAACCUUAAAACUAGAGGGGUGGACACUGAUGAUUUGUUUCUUUAUGCUUCCAUAGUGGUUGACACGAUCUGGAGGGCUCGUAAUGACAAAGUCCAUAACAACACUAUGGGAAGCUUGAUUCAUUAUAUUGACUCUAUCUCUGGUUGUUACGCAGACUAUAGCUCCUGUUUGUCCAUGCCGCCUCAGGAUGUUGUUUCUUCUAUUUGGUCCCCCCCACCAGAGGAUUGGAUCAAAAUCAAUUGCGACGUCCGUGUCGGAGGUGAUUCUAUGUGUGUGGUGGCAAUUGCGAGGGAUCAUAAGGAGUCUAUCUUGUGGGUGGCUUCUAAGAUGCUUCAGUUUGCUGAUUCUCUUAUUGGGGAAGCGGCGGCCUGUUUAUUAGCUAUGGAGACGGCGGCCUCAAGGCAACAUCCUUUUGUUAUGGUGGAGAGCGAUUCGGAAAGUGUGAUCAAGAACCUAAAAGGUGGUGAAUCUUUAUGGGGGAUUGAGAACUAUACAAGACAAUCCCAUAAUGUGGCUAAUUGGGCAUUCGCCAACAAUAUUAACGGUAUGGUAGAGAUAUCUACUAUUCCGACUGCUAUCCUUACUGUUGCUAUUUUAGCCCAGAAAACUUGCUCCAAGUUAAAUGAUAAGUUUUUCAGUGAAGAAACUUGGGAUAUGUUUGGUGAUGAAGUUGAGAGGUUUAUAAGUAGUGAUUUGUCUGACUCUAAUUUUCAAAACUCAUCCAAUUUUACAACAAGCAAUGGGAAAUUGCAUCUCAAAAUUUCUCUUCAGUUUGAUGCUAUAUUUUCCAACUGCUAUCAAUCCACUGUUGCACAAGCUAGUUUUGUACAUAAACUUAAAGAAAAUCUUAAAGCUCUAGAGAAAGCUUUAGAAGAGUUAACAGAUGUGAAAAAUGAAUUAGUGAGGAGAGUCAAGAUUGCUGAGGAGGAGGACCAGUUGACAUGCCGUGAUACAGUUCAGAGGUGGAUUUCCAGGGCUGAAGCCAUGGAAACUGAAGCUCAAGCACUGCUGCAGAGAGGAUCUGAAGAAAGCAUCAGACUAUGCUUUUGGGGUUGCUGCUCAAACAACUAUAAAUCCAGCUAUAAAUAUGGGAAAAUGGUGCUGAGAAAGCUAGCUGAAGUUACUGAUCUUCCAAGUGAGGGGGUAUUUGAGGUGGUGGCUGAAAGGGGACCAAUACCGCUUGUGGUUGAAGUACCAGAUGAGCCGACAGUGGGCUUAGAUACAAUUUUCGAUCUUGUGUGGGAAGAACUCAAAGAUGAUGGUGUGAGAAUUAUGGGGUUAUAUGGGAUGGGAGGGGUAGGCAAAACCACCCUACUAAGAAAGAUCAACAACAAUUUCCUUAAUUCUGAAUAUGAUUAUCAUGUUAUAUGGGUAGAAUUUUCCUAUAUUGAUGCACUCCUUAAAAUGGAUAUAUUGAUGCACCCCUAUCUGUUUUAGCAUCCGAAAUAAUUUUUUAGUUAAAUUUUUUCUCAUUGUCAUGUACGUUAUAGUUUUUUAAGACCUCCUGCAAAAUUUUAAGUAAUUUGGAAAAGUUUAACAUGUAGAAAAUUAUGUUCAAACAGUGUGUUGCACGUGUGACUAUUUUAUUUUAUACGCGUGUAAAAUAGACUGUUUGAACAUUGUUUUCUAUAUUGUAAAUUAUUCCGAAUUUUUCUA
Messenger RNA from Cannabis sativa, 3855 nucleotides. RefSeq lists its product as uncharacterized. The transcript has 4 exons. Lineage: Eukaryota; Viridiplantae; Streptophyta; Magnoliopsida; Rosales; Cannabaceae. Bases 1 to 3636 code for a protein of 1211 amino acids. Gene Ontology annotation, molecular function: nucleic acid binding; RNA-DNA hybrid ribonuclease activity; ADP binding. The record is from RefSeq and is a predicted model, not a curated record.